CAAUCAUGAAGUUUUGGGUUUCACUGUGAAGAACAAGACCCCUGCUUUAUAUAUAAAUAUGGAGAGAGAAGAUUGUGAUGCAGCAGAGAGAGAAAACCCAGCCGGGUGUUGCUGAAAUCUAGUGGAUGAGCUCUGGAAUUCAUGGAUUUGCAGAGGGUUUGGAGCUUUGUUAUUCUAUCAGCUGUGAUUUUAUUGGUCUAUAGUGCUUGUUCUGUUACAGCUGGGGAUAUUGUGCACGAUGACGAAAAUGCUCCCAAGAAGCCUGGUUGUGAGAACAACUUCGUUUUGGUAAAAGUGCAAACUUGGGUUAAUGGUGUAGAGGCUAGUGAAUUUGUUGGUGUUGGUGCUAGAUUUGGCAGGACCAUUGUGUCAAAAGAGAAGAAUGCAAAUCAAACUCGCCUUACUCUCGCAGACCCCCGCGAUUGUUGUAGUGCACCUAAGAAUAAGCUUGCUGGAGAUGUCAUCAUGGUGGAUCGAGGUAAAUGCAGAUUCACAGCUAAGGCGAAUCAUGCAGAAGCUGCUGGUGCUUCAGCUGUCCUCAUUAUAAACAAUCAGAAAGAACUUUACAAGAUGGUCUGUGAGCCAGAUGAAACUGAUCUAAAUAUACACAUACCGGCUGUUAUGCUACCACGGGAUGCUGGCUUGAGCUUAGAAAGAAUGCUGCUUAACAGUUCGUCAGUGUUCGUGCAGCUGUACUCUCCACUGCGCCCAGUAGUCGAUAUUGCUGAAGUAUUUCUAUGGUUGAUGGCUGUUGGUACCAUCUUAUGUGCAUCUUAUUGGUCUGCAUGGAGUGCCAGAGAAGAAGCUAUUGAACAUGACAAGCUAUUAAAGGACGCUGUUGAUGAAAUUCCAAGCGAGAAAGUCAUGGGCUUAGGUGGUGUAGUAGACAUCAGCACAACGUCAGCCGUUCUGUUUGUUUUAAUUGCAUCGUGCUUUUUAGUUAUUCUCUACAAGCUAAUGUCGGCCUUGCUCAUUGACCUUUUGGUUGUCCUAUUUUGCAUUGGGGGUGCAGAGGGUUUGCAAACUUGCUUGGUUGCUUUGUUAUCUAGGUGGUUCAGACGCACUGCAGAAUCGUACAUUAAAGUACCUAUCCUUGGAGCUGUUUCAUACCUGACUUUGGCUGUUUCUCCAUUCUGCAUAGUAUUUUCUGUCCUUUGGGGAGUUUAUCGCAAUGUCUCCUUUGCUUGGAUAGGUCAAGAUAUCCUUGGAAUUGCACUGAUUAUCACAGUUCUUCAAAUUGUCCAUAUACCUAAUCUCAAGGUCGGUACAGUUCUUCUCAGUUGUGCCUUCUUGUACGAUAUAUUUUGGGUUUUUCUUUCCAAAAUAAUGUUCCACGAAAGCGUGAUGAUCGUGGUGGCUCGUGGCGACAAAAGUGGGGAGGAUGGUAUUCCAAUGCUACUAAAAAUUCCAAGAAUGUUCGAUCCAUGGGGUGGUUACAGUAUCAUUGGAUUUGGUGAUAUCUUACUACCAGGACUGCUAGUAGCAUUUUCACUCAGGUAUGAUUGGCUGUCAAAUAGGACUCUCAGAGCCGGUUACUUCUUGUGGGCGAUGCUCGCUUAUGGAUUAGGUCUUCUCAUAACUUAUCUGGCACUAAAUUUAAUGGAUGGGCACGGCCAACCCGCACUGCUUUACAUCGUCCCUUUCACACUCGGAACCUUCCUGACAUUGGGGAAGAAGAGAGGUGACCUUAGGAAUUUGUGGAGCAGAGGUGAUCCAGACAGACCCUGCCCACAUAUACAACUUCAACAAAGUCAUGAAUUAGACGAAGAUAAUUAGGAGACAACUUAUUUACUUAUUGUAUAAUAUAACUAUAGGGUUGGUUGGUAUCCUAUAUAUAAUAUUGCUUAGCUUUAGGAAAUAUGGUGAAGAACUUACUCUAAAGAAGCAACCUUGUAUUAUUGCAUAUUAGUGAUUAUGAAAGCACUUGGUCUUUAAGUUGUAUACAGUGAUUAAUCAAGUUUAGUUUUUGGUUCCCAGCUUUAAAUACAACAAGGGAAAAAGAAAAAGGAAGAGUGAACUUUCAGUGUAA
Molecule: messenger RNA, 2029 nt
Organism: Humulus lupulus (European hop)
Lineage: Eukaryota; Viridiplantae; Streptophyta; Magnoliopsida; Rosales; Cannabaceae
Product: signal peptide peptidase-like 2
Exons: 14
Coding region: 142-1776 (544 amino acids)
Biological process (GO): membrane protein proteolysis
Cellular component (GO): cytoplasmic side of endoplasmic reticulum membrane; lumenal side of endoplasmic reticulum membrane; Golgi-associated vesicle membrane
Molecular function (GO): aspartic endopeptidase activity, intramembrane cleaving
Source: RefSeq, a predicted model, not a curated record